Molecule: messenger RNA, 1221 nt
Organism: Rhodotorula toruloides NP11
Lineage: Eukaryota; Fungi; Basidiomycota; Microbotryomycetes; Sporidiobolales; Sporidiobolaceae
Product: polyadenylate-binding protein
Exons: 5
Coding region: 1-1221 (406 amino acids)
Biological process (GO): nuclear-transcribed mRNA catabolic process, nonsense-mediated decay; regulation of mRNA stability; cytoplasmic stress granule assembly
Cellular component (GO): cytoplasmic stress granule
Molecular function (GO): mRNA binding
Source: RefSeq, a predicted model, not a curated record
AUGGACGCGUUCCCGGCAUCCGUUCCGCCCGCGUACGGCCAGCCGUCGCUUCUCGGACCCGGCGGCGAGCCUCCCAAGCGCGCGCAUCUCUACGUCGGAAAUCUCAGCCCCCGUGUGACCGAGUACAUGCUCCAGGAGAUAUUCGCCGUUGCUGGCCCCGUUCUCGGCGUCAAGAUCAUCCCCGACCGGUCCUUCCAGCACGGCGGAAUCAACUACGGCUUCGUCGAGUACCACGAGAUGCGAUCGGCCGAGACGGCUCUCCAGACGCUCAACGGCCGCCGCAUCUUUGACCAGGAGAUCAAGGUCAACUGGGCCUACCAGAACACCAACGCGCAGAAGGAGGACCUCACGAACCACUUCCAUCUCUUUGUCGGCGACCUUUCGCCCGAAGUCAAUGACUCGGUCCUCCAGAAGGCGUUCCAGGCGUUCGGCUCGCUCUCGGACGCUCGUGUCAUGUGGGACAUGAACACGGGCAAGAGCCGUGGCUACGGCUUCCUCGCCUUCCGCGACAGGACCGACGCCGAGCAGGCGAUCCAGACGAUGAACGGCGAGUGGCUUGGCUCGAGGGCGAUCCGUGUCAACUGGGCGAAUCAGAAGAACAACCAGGGCGGCGGAGGCGGACCUGGUGGUGGAAUGGGUGGCCCGAUGGGCGGCGGAGGAGGCAGCGGCUACUCGGGUACCCCUUCCUCGUACGACGCGGUUGUCGCUCAGGCCCCCUCGUACAACUCGACCAUCUACGUCGGCAACCUCACGCCCUACACGACCCAAGCCGACCUCAUCCCGCUCUUCCAGGGCUUCGGCUACAUCGUCGAGAUCCGCAUGCAGCCCGAUCGCGGCUUCGCCUUCGUCAAGCUCGACACGCACGAGAACGCCGCCAACGCCAUCGCCAACCUCACCGGCACGAUGGUUCACGGUCGCGGCCUCAAGUGUGCGUGGGGCAAGGACAGGGCGGACGGACCUGCGGGCGCAGCGCCGCCCCAGACCGGCUACGGCAUGUACGCGCCUUCGCCCUACGCGCAGCCUGGUCCUGCGGCGGGCGCCUCGGCGCCUGGACCUGCCGGCGCUGCGCCAGCCGACCCUGCGGCGGCUGCGGCAGCCAUGGCCGAGUGGCAGCGCCAGUACGGCGCCCAGUGGGCGGCGUACGUCCAGCAGCAGCAGAUGAUGGCGCAGCAGGGUGGACAGCCUGCUCCCGCCGGUGCCGCGGCGCAGCCUCAGCACUGA